Messenger RNA from Mya arenaria, 3927 nucleotides. Its product is annotated as transcription initiation factor TFIID subunit 1-like. The transcript is spliced from 4 exons. Gene Ontology annotation, molecular function: protein binding. The coding region runs from base 315 to 3650 and encodes 1111 amino acids. The record is from RefSeq and is a predicted model, not a curated record. Lineage: Eukaryota; Metazoa; Mollusca; Bivalvia; Myida; Myidae.
UAUACUCUAACCUAUUUAAUACAACGUUAAAACAUUUACGCCUGGGAUUUAAUGUUCUACCAACAUUGCUCUCGCAAUAACAAGGGUGAUUACUUGCGACUUUUUAUUCAGAUGUGGUGAAACUGCGUAUUAUUUUGGAUUUAAAAUUGUACGGUGAUUUAUUAAAUCGAAGAUGUGGAACGGAAUCAAAACAAUGCUGUUUUCUACUUGUAGUGAUUUAAAACACAUUUUGUUCUGUUCAUUUAGUAUCUGGAUAUAAAUAAACAAAGAAAGGAGAUUAAAAUAUAUAUAUAUAAAAAACUACCUGGAAUAAAAUGGCGUUUUUCUGCCCAAGUGGCCUUGGUAGAGCUAAGCAUCGAAAAGGUUACAAUAGCAUGAUUGGACGAUAUGAAACCAGUGAUGUCAUCGACGAUAUGACGUUGGGAGAUCUCGUCAAGUUGAGUUACGAAACUCCGGCGUCGCGACGGAUCGUCCUACAUUCAUUUAGCGCAUGCGCACCCCAGGAAGUCAGCGUUAAACAGGGUCAAAAGGUGAACUUCAUUUUUCGGGAAGGCGAGUGGGCGUAUGUAGCCACGGACGAUAAGAAAGAGGGAUUCGUGCCCUUUCAUUGUUGCGCUAAACUUGGAGCCCAAAAUCAGCCAUGUGAUCGCAAGGAGCCCAAUUUGUCGCACGAGAUUAAAAAUGACUCUUUAAAACAUUUGGUGUUAAAUAAUAGAUUUAACGGAAUUAAUGGUUCAGCUAAACGUGUAUUUUCUGUUGAGAGUGACGAAACGAGGUCAAGCACGACCAGUGACGUCGCUGAUGACGUCGACAAUGAAGUUUAUGCGUCUACGGAGUGUUCUUACGAUUCCGAGGCUGAUGACACUUCUGACGUCACAGUGCAAGAACGUUUGAUGUCCAAAGUAACGUCACAAAGUGGACACCCAUUAAGGGACCUCAGAUCGACGUCAAAAGCGGACAAACAGCCGUCACUCUUACACCAGACGUCAAGGUCAACAUCAAGAAACAGAAGCGCGCGGUGUAAUGAUACGGAAAAGGGAAUUUACAAAGUCUUGUUUGAUUAUAGAGGUGGCGACGAGUAUGACGUCAAAGUGGAAGCAGACGACAUCAUUCUUCUUCUCGACUCACGUGACCCGGACUGGUCGUGGGUGCAAAAACCAGACGGAAGUCAGGGAUACGUACCCGCUAACUACAUCCAGAAAUUCGAUUUCGAUGAAACGCGCGUCAGAAGAGCAAAUAAGGAACACGAAAGAACAAAACCUAACAAUGGUGUUUCACAUUUACCUGAUGACAAGAUACACUUAGGAGCGGAGAUGGAUGAAGUAAACGAAUCGAGCAUAGACAAUUUAAAGUGCAUCCCUCCAUCCCAUCCAGACACUGUUAAGGGCAUGACGACUGCAAGAAACGAAAAUAGCAUAACUAAAGCAAUCCAUAUGAACAUAUAUGUACCGGAUACUGGGCAAGUAGACCGAACACGUGGAACAGGUUUAUUAACAAAUGCUGAUGUAAAGCAGAAACCAAAGAAACCUCCGAGAAAAAAGAAGCACGAUCCGAAUUUAACGCCUCGUUCGGAAAUAUCUGUGGACUCUAUUGACACUUCAAUGGAUUCUCUUGCAGAUCUUGAUGAUUUGGAGGUGUCAAGUCGCGUACACACGCCGACUGAAAUGUCGUCUGCAUGCAGUACUCCAAGACAUAAUAAACACCAUUCCAGCAGACGGCAGGGGCUAGGUGAACAAGAUACACAAGAACAUAUAGCAGAUGAACAGGUACGCCAACACAGAUAUGAACAUAUAGCAAAUGAACAGGUACGCCAACACAGACAUGAACAUAUAGCAAAUAAACAGGUACGCCAACACAGACAUGAACAUAUAGCAAAUGAACAGGUACGCCAACACAGACAUGAACAUAUAGCAAAUGAACAGGUGCGCCAACACAGACAUGAACAUAUAGCAAAGGAACAGGUGCGCCAACACAGACAUGAACAUAUACAUAUAACAGAUGAACGGAUGCACCAGCAUAGACAUGAACAUAAAGAAGGUGAUCGUAUGCACAAACAUACACAUGAACAUAAAGAAGGUGAUCGUAUGCGCCAACACACACACGCAAGUAGAAAAAAUGAAAAUGAUCAUGAAGGAAAUCAUGUGAAUGCCAACGCUGAUUUAAGAAACAGACGCAAUCAUAAACAUUCCACCAUUUCUAGGGGACAAAGCGUUGAUUCUAGCUCUAGUCAAAGAAGACCAGUAUCUAUGCCAAUUUUCAGAUCGUAUGAGGAAUAUCAAAAAGAUUACUAUGACCAGUACUUUUAUGAUGAAAAAGAUAAUAGAUUUGGUAGAAAAACUUCAAGCAAUGUUGUCAAUGUAGCAGAAAUAAUGAAAAUCAGGUCUGAGAAAGAACAGGAACGGGCGAAGACAUUUGCGAGCAACAAGACUACAAACCCGAAAGAAAUCAAAAAGGUUCCAAAUGUGAAAGACUUUCUGUUAAACAUUCCAUCUACUCGGUUAGAGCUAAAAACGCCAAAAAGCCAUGGACAUCAGAAUGAGGUAGUUAAAGCUAUUGACAAGGAUCAUUUACACAACAAUCAUGACACUAGAAAUACAUCAAGAGUGACAAAUGAUUCCAAAAUCGAAAUUGCUAAAGCAACAAAUGGUCUCUUUAAUCAAACAAACAGUUCUGUGAACAAUAGGGACAUGCAUUAUAACUCAACAAAUGAUGUAAGAACGAAUUCAGCAUUUGGAGAAUUUGAAUUAAGACCACGAAGUAACAGUCAAAGUUGUGCACAACAUGAAGGCGCUAGUGCAGAUGGCGCAGCCGCCAGACAGGACUGGUCGUUUGGAUAUCCAAGAAAAUCUAAGCAUAAAUCUGACAGUGCAGAGGUAUAUGUGCAAGAGAAACAAUGUAACAAGAAUUCAUCGACUCAUGAAAAAAUAGAAGAUACAAUAAAUCUCACAAAAGAUGAUAUAGAAAUAAAUCCAUCUCCUUUUGAAAACGCACAAGGAAUAACUGACGUUCUAAGAUAUCUAGACGAAGUGUGUGACAUAGAUAAUGAUGAUGACGAAGAAGAUGAUGACAUUUUCUUUGAUGAGGAUGAAGAGAUGGAACGUCUUUUGAAACAAUCGGGUUACCUUUUAGACAAAACUGAUGACCUUUUAAACACAAAUAAUGAUGUUGUAAAAGUGUCCGCUAUUGAAUUGGAUGGUGAAUGUGAUGAUAGUCUCAUUAGCUUAGAUGCAAAUGAUAAAUGCAGCCGUUUUUUAAAUAACCAAAGCAUUGGAAUUUAUGGAAUUGAAACCAAGAACACAAAUGAUGUAGAAAGAUCGAUAUCACCUAUUGUAAAUGGAACAGAAACUGAACAUGAGUAUAGAAACCGCGUUAAACCAGAUGAGAAUACUAAGUUUGAUCACUAUAAGGAGGAAAAAUCGAAGUGCAAGCCUCCUGUGUCAGAUAUACGCGGAAUAACAGAAUUUAUAUCUCAGUGUGAUUAUAAGGCGGAAGCGGAGGACGAGUUACCUUUCCGCCAGGGGGAGAUACUUCACGUGGGAUUGGAGGGGCAGGAAAGUGAACACUGGUACUGGACAUACAGCCCGAGGUUACGGAAAUACGGGUUCGUGCCGCGAGCGCAUGUGAAAAUACCACUGGUCACCAUCAUUUGAUUUUGUUUAAAAUUACAUAAAAACGACUUGUGUUUCAAGAAAAUGAUUUGCGCAUAUGAAAAAUAGUCACCAUUAUUUAAUUUAUUGCGCUAUGCACUCGUGAAAAUAUCACUGGGUUGCCAUCAUUUUUUUUGUAUUCCACGAGAAUAACUUGUUUCUCAUGUUUAUGUUUUACACUUACUUUUCUUCGUAAGGGAAUGCUUGCGAUACAAUAAAGAGAGAAAGGUUAUUAAAUAGUGUUUGUUAACACCAAUAAAAAUGCUAGUAGUUUGAAUAA